Molecule: messenger RNA, 1209 nt
Organism: Microbotryum saponariae
Lineage: Eukaryota; Fungi; Basidiomycota; Microbotryomycetes; Microbotryales; Microbotryaceae
Source: the annotation of a GenBank genome assembly
AUGCUGCUCUUGAACCUCUUAUCCGCAGUUGUCCUCGCGGCGCCGACCUUUGCCGCUGCCCUUCCCAGUACGUUCCUCGGCCGUGUGUCGGCUUAUUGUAGUCUUUCAUAGGUAUCAUGAGGGGUGGCUGCAGUAACUAACUGACUUCUGCCCUGCUCUAACUGCGCACGCCGCCUCUGCAGACGCGUUCUCGUCCGGCGCACAGCCCUACACCCUCGAUAAGCGCGAGCUCCAACGCCAGGCCGCCGUCCGUAUUGCCUUGGCCAAGUCCAGGGCCAAGCGAUCCGCUCGCAGGAACGCAGGUGGCCUUUCCGAGCUUGCGGAGGAUGAUCUCGCCAGGCGCAACAUCGAGGAGGCAUACUCUGCUCUCGGCGUCCAUCGCCGCAGCUUCGAGACUUCCGCGUCAACCCUGUCCAAGCGCCGUCUCCCGAGGAUGAGGUGCUUCCCCAACCGAGGUUCGUUGUCUUCCCUUCUUCUUUUGCACUUUGGUCGGCUCGCCAAGUGCCUGCACUGACCUGCAGAGUGCUCGGCGUACGUUGUCAUUCACAGUCGGCGGUCAGGCCAACGCCGAUGAGUUCUGCCGCGCAUUCUACGUUGGCAAAGUGGCCUACCCGUCCAUCGCUACGGCCUCGUGCGACCAGGUCUGCACCAUUUCCUGUCCUUCCGGCUACACGCAACAGAGCAACGACCGUAACGUGUUUUGCAUCAGGAACGUCGACCAAUGCAACAACGUCACGUGCCCCCAAGACCCGAACGGUCUCAGCGGUUGCUCCAACGGCGCCUGCACCCUCACUUGCCUCACUCGUGGCUACACCAAGAGCCGAUCGGGAACUUCGUGCCUCAGCUUUGGCUCUGAUCCCAACAACUGCGGACGCGUGAGUAGAACUUUCCCUCCUCGGCCGUGCUCCGCGGAGUUCAGCUCAGCGCGACAGGCCGUUCAAACCAUUCCUGACCCAUACGGUGCAUCCUUUGUAUUUACUUUCAUCUUGCAGGAAGGGGUUGUGUGCCCUCGCUCUUACAACGGCUUCUUCCCCCCGGGUUGCAGCAACGGACAGUGCAGUCUCAGUACGUUGCCUUCGCGGCCGGAAUAUCUUGCUCCGAUUGGGCAAGAUGGCUGACCACGACGAAUCUUUUCCCCCUGUACUCUCCGCAGCGUGCCCACGAGGCUCCUCGCCUGGAACGGUCAACAACCAACCCACUUGCGUUUGA